This is a messenger RNA of Acytostelium subglobosum LB1, 2031 nucleotides long. RefSeq lists its product as hypothetical. Lineage: Eukaryota; Evosea; Eumycetozoa; Acytosteliales; Acytosteliaceae. Bases 1 to 2031 code for a protein of 676 amino acids. The record is from RefSeq and is a predicted model, not a curated record. The transcript is spliced from 3 exons.
AUGUCAUUGAUCUGUUGUGUACUGUCAAGCAAGUACAUUCGAUCAGAGUUGUUUAGACAUGUGUCAUUGAUACACAAACAGUUGGACAUCACCAAAGUCUUCAGUUCAUCAGAUAUCGCAUCACUCUAUCAUUAUGUACAAUGUAGUGACACUGCCAAGUUCAUCCAUCACUGUAAUCAGUUGGACAUCAGUGUCCAUUCACCUCAAGAUUUACUUAGUACGAUCAUCGAUGCAUUCUAUCUUGUGUUGAAGAAGCAGAAUGACCGAUUGGUGACUUAUAUCAUCGAGCGAUUCAGACGAGGCAGCAACACAUCUGAGGACCAGUUCGUCAAGUUCGUCAGACACUCAUUGUUCCGCCAUAUCAAUUACAACUCUCAUCUCAAGCUCAGUCGACAAAUGAUAGAUACAUUGCUCAGUUACUUGCCUGAUGUUGCUCCAUCAUCGAUCGUUCAACAUAUGAUGAGGUCUGCAUUGGUCGAACAUUCCGAUCUUGACUUGUGCGUCCAGAUGUCGCCACUCGAUUUGUCCCACCCUAUAGGGUGUGCAAUCGAUCAUUAUGUCACGAUUGGCCAUACGAUGAAGGAGUUCAACCCAAUGUUCCUCCAACAUCAAUCACGUAUCAUCGAUGACCUUCACCGAUACCUAGAGUCACACAAGCCUGAGGAGUAUUACCUAUCAACAUAUAAAUUGGUUAGCUUUGCGACCAAACACCGACUGUAUGACCUGCUGAUGAAGAUUGCUAAGCAUGUCGUUCAUUAUGAGAACGAAGAAAUUUCGCUGUGUCUAUCACCUUUGGAGCAAAGUCCAAUCAGUGUCGGGUCACUCAUGGAGCUUGAGAUCAAUAACCCUCCACUAUUCAAUCGACUGGCCUCUGCUGGUGACAUCACCUUUAUGAAGCAUGUCCAACAUCUCAUGCCAAAGUACUUGAGCAGGAUCAUAGGUGGAAGUCCGUACCAAAAGCUCUAUGACCAUCAGUUGCUACAAUGUGCGUUAUCCAACAACCACUAUCAAUGUGCACUCUACAUCUUGGACAACAUCACACCAGUAGAACAAUACUCACCAGGACCAGCCGACAGAUGGAUUGUGACUGGCAUCAACAUGUCCAACGAUCACAACUGGAAUGACUUCAUCAUCAAGAAUCAUAAAUGGCACUUCGACUUUGGAAAGAUAUGUCUGUAUUCGGACGCGAUCAGAGGCAGACGAUUGGAUGUGAUUGAGUAUCUCGAAACCGGACAGUUCCAAAAAGGUCGAUUGUUCAACUUUGAUCGAAUACUCAACGUGGCACUCCAAGAACAAUUUAUUGAUGCCAUCAAGACAAUCAUUCACAAUCGUCCAGGUCACGUGUACAAGAAUAUCAAGCUGUGUCUCAUUGAUCAAUGUGCAUCCGACAUCCAAGAUAUGUUCCUAGCGAGUUUGCAGCCUGGUGAAUGUAUUGACUUUGACAACUCCAUGCUGACAAACCCAUACAAGGUGGCGGAGAUCUCUGCGGACACGAUCAGGAUGAUGAUCAAACAUAAGCACCAUACAUACUGCUUGCAGUCACUUCUGAGGAGCGCCGAUCUGUUGAAUGAGCAAGAGCUCGUUGGCAUUUUGGGCUCAUGUGGAACAUCGCCAUACAUUUGCGAUCCUUGGAUAGUUGCUAAGGAGAACAUCAGUGGUAUCUCAUUGUUUGGAGUUGGGCUGCCAGAGCAGAUGAUACACAUCUUGCUGAGAGAGAGAAAUAGAUCCAGGAUCGACGCACUCCUAGCCACACCAACACAUUUUUCUCGAGCUGGCGCAACAUUUGGAAAACUGAUUGGAUCUGAUGUCAUGGCAUUCUUCAACCUGUUGCCUCCACAGCCAACAUUUUUGCUUAUAUCAUCCACCUAUCAAGCGGAUGUUAGUCGAUUGGACAUUGAUCUGAUCGAUUUCAUUUGGAGUAGAUUGAGUGACACACUCAAAUGUGAUCAAAAGUUCAUCAUUGAUGUGUUGUCAUCCAAUGCUGCAAUGAACAAUAUUACAAUCAUAGAAGAUAUUCAUCGAUUCGAUUGA